AUCAUAUAUACUCCUCUUGGUCCGUGUGACGUGUGAGGUGUUCUUCCGCUGUCCCCGGAGAACGAUGAGGGUAUCAGCAUCAGCAGUAUCCUUAGCUUGUGCAGGGUGCCUCUCGGGCACCGCCGCCUUCCAAGCAUCGCUCUUCCAAGGCGCUCCUCUGCAAAGAGCAACAGCAGUAGCAGCGGUGCGAGACGGCGCGAGCACCGCCGCCACCAAAACGGACGCGUCAGCGCGGACACAACGCACGGCGUGCCGAGGGAGCAAUGGUGGCGACGGAAGCAGCGUGGGCACCCGAACAACAGUCGUGAUGGACGGCGGCGGCGGUGUCUCUAGACAGGACUUCUUCAAGCAAGCGGGGUUGAGCCUGGCCGCCUUGGCAGUGGGAGGGGCGACAGGCGCGGGCCCCGCAAAAGCGCAGGCGGGAUCGGCUGUUGAGGUGAUGCGCUUGAGGUUCGGCGACAAGCUCCGGCGAGCGGCGAAGAUGCUGGACGAGCUGCAAGACGACAUCGCGAACAACGACUGGGACCUGGUAACGACCUACCCGAACGCGUUCCGCACGCUGGUGCCCGUGUUCACGAAGUACACGGAUGCCGCCUUCCCGACGGACGACCCCGUCGAUACCACCUCGAGGGUCGCGCUCAGGUACGAAGUCGGCCGAUUCUACGGUGCAGUCGAGCGCCUGAAGCGAGCGGCGGAGCAGCAGAACAGCAAAGAGGCGCAGUCAGCCUUUGCGGCCAUGUCUGUGGCCUACGACAGGUAUCUCAAGGCCGGUAACCUGUACGAUGGGUACGACUCGGUUACGUCCACGGAGGGCUUCUACGCGAAUGUGGCCAACAGCAGCCUCAAGUACGUGCCUCCCAGCAAGGACCCUCCCAAGAUUAAGGACAAUGUGCUCUUGGUGGCGGGCCCGGACAAGGGAAAGACUGGGUUCAUGAUCGGGAUGGAAGGCGGGAGCUUGUCGGCGACGAAGGCGAUCGUCAAGCUGGAGACGAGCUCUGCGCUCGGCAUGCGCGAGAUCAAGGUCGUGCCGUUUGACUACGUGGCCAAGACUCUGGACCAGCAGGGCACGCUCAACAGCAAAACCACCAAGAAGAUGCGUCCGUCUUCGUAGUAUAUGCCUCUGUACGACCUCUUCGGGCACCUUCCGGUCUUUGAAGGCGGGGGGAGGAUUGAGCAUCGACAGCUGGGAGCCCGGCACAUAGAGGCCUUCGCAGGUAGUGCCAGCCGUAUGUCGCCUAGGAUCGGCAUGAUUGGUUGAUUGGAUGCCUACAGCAUCAGCCGGGUGGCGUUGGCCGUCUGUUUGCUCGUGAUUUUUGAGAGGGAUCAUGUCGUCCUACUGCCGACCCGUAGGCCUAGGUCCUGAUGUGAUGAUGUGAGCCAACGACAACGAGGACACACCAUCAUACUAUUCAUGAUCGAUGAUGGAUUUGGGGCGGAUUGUGCGGGCGCGAGAUCAGUGAAUAUGGGAACCGCGCAAGCAGGCAGGCACGCUCGAUAGCCUAGUUGAAGCAGUCCCCUCGGCUCCAACGGUCAGGACGGGACGAAGGUUGCUUGCCUCACGCAGACUCUUACUCGAGACCAUUAGAGUCACAAGAGAGGCGACGUCCCGAUUCCUACGGCACGGGGAAGGCGAAAAACGGAAGGAGGCGUGCACUCGCUUGCCUUGCUGUGCUGCGUUUUCGGAGGUAGCGGCAACACCAGCAUAGUGCCUUUCGUCUAAAAUUUCGUUGUCUAUCUCCCCCCCACCCCCCUAUUCCCUCACCCUUAAAUGCAAAUAACGGUUAGAUUUUUGUGCUUGCUUCGUGUGUUACUUGUUCCCGGAAGGCCUUGGGGCAGACGUAAAGAACCCGUGUGACAAGGCUUGGUUAUUGCAAAUCGUUUUGUGGUUUGCUGAUUUUGCUCCACGCAUGCGUCCGAAGCAGAGCAUGCGCAACGACACGAGCGCAUGAAUCCUUAGGGGUACGCGAACGGCGGUAGGUAGGUAGGUAGGUAGGUAGGAGGUAGGUUGGCAGGAAAAUGGAGUAGAACGAGGCUCUCCCAGCACGGCAAGGGUUUCGUUUCUUUACUUCAUGCAACAAAAUAGAGGUGCGUCUUGACGUUUUGUGUUUCGAGUCGCUCGGUCAGCGUGUUGUGGGUGGAUGUGACCGCUCCUUCGUUUUUCUGAAUGCGGAAGGUUUUGCCAGAGCGGUGUGCGUACCAUCGCUAAGAACACUCUGGUCCGCCCUAUAAAAUGCGGUGGUCUAUUUUUAAAACUUUCAUGAAGGGGAACCACUGGUAACUUGUCGUUUCGGUUGGCAUGGGGGGUGAUUAUGUCUGUCGUGGCUGCGAAAGUGCGGAAACGGAGGGGUUGAGUGAAUUGACUGUGUUGAGCUCGUGGAUCCAAGCAUUCACUUAACACUGCGCGUUACGUUCUCCUUUCUCUGGUACUUGUGGUCUCCCCCGCUGCUGUGCCAACACGCGGACUCGUUUUCGACGCACCUCAUCCCCGAUACUGCUGUGCGGUUGACUUAACCUCGACUUUCCGAUC
Messenger RNA from Ectocarpus sp. CCAP 1310/34, 2527 nucleotides. Lineage: Eukaryota; Phaeophyceae; Ectocarpales; Ectocarpaceae. The record is from the annotation of a GenBank genome assembly.